Molecule: messenger RNA, 1097 nt
Organism: Astyanax mexicanus (Mexican tetra)
Lineage: Eukaryota; Metazoa; Chordata; Actinopteri; Characiformes; Acestrorhamphidae
Gene: ufc1
Product: ubiquitin-fold modifier conjugating enzyme 1
Exons: 6
Coding region: 223-726 (167 amino acids)
Biological process (GO): protein K69-linked ufmylation
Cellular component (GO): cytoplasm
Molecular function (GO): UFM1 conjugating enzyme activity
Source: RefSeq, a predicted model, not a curated record
UAUGGAGGUGGGAAACAAGCGCUGAACUUUUGGUUCCGGCUGAGAAUGAGAAAGACGCUUAAAGAACUGACUCGUUUUCUGUGAUGCUUUUACUAUGAAAAGUUUUAAAUCGCGUUAAACGCUGUGUUCUAUUAACCCGCUUAAGAUUAGUCUCUUUAUAACGCGGGCACACUUUAACCUCAGGAGCUCUCUGACGUCAGCCGGUACACACAGCGGAGCACCAUGGCGGAUGAAGCCACACGAAAAACCGUGUCUGAAAUCCCGCUGUUAAAAACCAACUCUGGACCGAGAGACAAGGAGCUGUGGGUCCAGAGACUGCGGGAGGAAUACCUGGCCCUCAUUAAAUAUGUUGAGAAUAAUAAAGCGGCUGACAAUGACUGGUUUCGUCUAGAGUCCAACAAAGAGGGCACGAGGUGGUUUGGGAAAUGCUGGUAUAUCCAUGAACUUCUCAAGUAUGAAUUUGACAUGGAAUUUGAUAUUCCUGUCACAUAUCCAGCCACAGCACCUGAAGUGGCAAUUCCUGAACUUGAUGGGAAGACAGCUAAAAUGUACAGGGGUGGCAAGAUCUGCCUGACUGACCAUUUCAAACCACUUUGGGCAAGAAACGUGCCAAAAUUUGGAUUAGCACAUCUUAUGGCCCUUGGACUUGGACCUUGGCUUGCAGUAGAGAUACCUGACCUCAUUUCUAAAGGUAUAAUACAACACAAAGAGCAGCAGAGCAGCUGAAAAGGGAUUCCAGAAAAGAACAACACCUUGUCUUAACAAGAGAGCUACAGACCACCUACAGACAGCCUUAGAGGCAUAAUGUCAUCUUUCUGUUGAGAAGGACUCUUAAACAAAUGAUCUGUUUGGCCUUACAGCCACAUGUACUGUAUGGCAUUCCCGCCACACCUGUGUUUUUGCUAAACGUCCAUUUAAGCCUAGAAAGAGCAUCUAUUGUUUAUAUUUUGUCAUUAGCAAAGAAAGUAAGCCAGAUUACAGGACCAUACUAAUUUAUGGAAUUAAAUCAUCUAUUGCGUUGUAAAGCUUUUCCUUAUUUCUAUAUGUCUUUAUGUUUAACACACUGACAACAGAUUAAACGGAAGUCACCUAUCAUA